GCUUCUUUGGGCACAUGGGCUGUUUUGGAAGUCAAGGAAAAAGGUUCUCCUUUUGGUCACCCACCACUGGCUCCAUGGCCACCGUUCAGAUGGACCCCGAGCUUGCCAAGCGUCUGUUCUUUGAAGGGGCCACCGUGGUCAUUCUGAAUAUGCCCAAGGGAACGGAGUUUGGCAUUGACUACAACUCCUGGGAGGUGGGGCCCAAGUUCCGGGGCGUGAAAAUGAUCCCACCAGGUAUCCACUUCCUCCACUACAGCUCCGUGGACAAGGCCAAUCCCAGGGAGGUAGGCCCUCGUAUGGGCUUCUUCCUUAGCCUGCAGCAGCGGGGGCUGACGGUCCUGCACUGGAAUGCAGUCCAGGAAGAGGUGGAUCUGUCCCCAGCCCCAGAGGCUGAGGUGGAGGCCAUAAGGGCCAACCUCCAAGAGCUGGACCAGUUCCUCGGACCUUACCCAUAUGCCACGCUCAAGAAAUGGAUCUCGCUCACCAGCUUCAUCAGUGAGGCCAUAAUGGAGAAGCUGCAACCCGAGAGCCGGCAGAUCUGUGCCUUCUCAGAUGUGCUGCCUGUGCUCUCUAUGAAGUACACCAAGGAUCGGGCAGGGCAGAAUCUACCCUGCUGUGGCACUGAGUGCAAAAGCUACCAGGAGGGCCUGGCCCGACUGCCUGAGAUGAAGCCCAGAGCUGGGACGGAGAUCCGCUUCUCAGAGCUGCCCACACAGAUGUUCCCAGACGGUGCUACUCCGGCAGAGAUAACCAGGCACAGCAUGGACCUGAGCUAUGCUUUGGAGAUGGUGCUCAGCAAACACUUCCCCAGCAGUCCCCAGGAUGUGCUCGGUGAACUCCAGUUUGCUUUUGUAUGCUUCCUGCUGGGGAAUGUGUAUGAAGCCUUUGAGCAUUGGAAGCAGCUCCUGAACCUCCUGUGCCGGUCAGAAGAAGCCAUGGUGAGGCACUGCUCCCUCUACAUCAACCUCAUUUCCAUCCUGUACCAUCAGCUUGGUGAGAUCCCUGCCGACUUCUUUGUGGACAUUGUCUCCCACAACAACUUCCUCACCAGCACCUUACAGGUUUUCUUUUCCUCCGCCCGCAGUGUUACUGUGGAUGCCACCCUGAGGCAGAAAGCUGAAAAGUUCCAAGCUCACCUGACCAAGAAGUUCCGGUGGGACUUUGAUGCAGAACCCGAGGACUGUGCCCCGGUGGUGGUGGAGCUCCCCGAGGGCACUGAGACCAGCUGACUCUGGGAAUGUUCUCAGCUACGCCGAGGCUCCUUCUCACGUGGUUGCAAUCCUGGCCUCUCCAUUCACCCCCUCCUGUCCUGGGACCUGCUAGGGCAGGUGUCCUGCCAGACUCUGCAGAACUGUAGCCACUAUUCCUUCCUUCACCAAUAAAUAAAUUCCUUCAGAUCAGAAGAGGCCAUACCUAUCCUGAAGGCACAUUCUUGAGUUCCCUUCAGCCUGGCCUCAGUGCUAGCCUGACUGUGUUUCAGAUGGAUUCUUAUACAAGCUCCUGGGAGACACCUGUUUCAGCAGCAACCUAAUUCCUUCUGAACGAGAAGAAAUUGAAUCAAAAGCUCAAGAAAAUUGAAUGCUUAUUCCAUAGGAUGGUUAGAAAGUAAGAAAAUCCUGAACUAAGCAGGGCAUCUGAACUGUCAGUUGGUGGCUUUUGAAGUUAAACAGAGAGUAAUGGGGAGACGAGCCAGAAUUUUUGCCUGCCCCUUGCUGAAUGGGAAUACAUCACAGAAAACUCAGGAGCCCCAGAUUGGGGAGAGGGUAACACAAAAGACAGGUUGAUUCUAAUAAGUUUUUGCCACCAAGAUCCCAUCUUCUGUCCAAAGGUCCCAAUGGUAAUCCCCUGAGAUUGGUGUGGCCUUGGCCUCAGGUGCCUUGCUGGUGCCAACUGUUGCAUUCUGAAGCCUCCGACCCAGAAGUGGGACUUGGCAAACCUCUUGUAUAUCCAUCCACGGCUGUUUGGGAUAAUAUGGAAAGUCAACAGCAGAAAGAAAAGUUCUUGUCCUGGACAGGCUUCUUAGGCCCUGUCACAGUUCUGUGCCAAUACUUUGUGGCUCUGGAGAUGAACUUGUCAGCCUAAAUCUUCCCAGCCCUGCUAUGGAACUGUCAGUGAUUGGAGAAAUUAAUACUUCCAGUUCCCUGAGAGUCCCGAGGUGAUGCCUGUCAUGCUGUGUGGGCAAAGUUCCAUCUCUAGACAGGCCCACUGGCCCUACCACCCUGACUACAAACUACUGUACUAUGGAUCAUUCUUUUCUAAGUCAAGGGCUCACACCAGGUUUCUGAAUGAGAAUCCUUGCUGGUAAAGACUUUUGGUUCCACUUGUUACCUUGGAGAUGUAUUUCCAAGAGCAUAAUGUACAUUAAAGCCUUUGAUUUGA
Messenger RNA from Choloepus didactylus (southern two-toed sloth), 2379 nucleotides. RefSeq names its product AAR2 splicing factor (gene AAR2). Bases 15 to 1229 code for a protein of 404 amino acids. The record is from RefSeq and is a predicted model, not a curated record. Gene Ontology annotation, biological process: spliceosomal tri-snRNP complex assembly. NCBI's taxonomy places the organism in Eukaryota, Metazoa, Chordata, Mammalia, Pilosa, Megalonychidae. The transcript has 4 exons.